Messenger RNA from Penicillium malachiteum, 1140 nucleotides. RefSeq names its product bifunctional alcohol dehydrogenase/S-(hydroxymethyl)glutathione dehydrogenase. The coding region runs from base 1 to 1140 and encodes 379 amino acids. Gene Ontology annotation, molecular function: zinc ion binding; S-(hydroxymethyl)glutathione dehydrogenase [NAD(P)+] activity. The transcript has 6 exons. The record is from RefSeq and is a predicted model, not a curated record. Gene Ontology annotation, biological process: formaldehyde catabolic process. NCBI's taxonomy places the organism in Eukaryota, Fungi, Ascomycota, Eurotiomycetes, Eurotiales, Aspergillaceae. Gene Ontology annotation, cellular component: cytosol.
AUGGCUAGCACAGUUGGACAGACCAUCACCUGUAAGGCCGCCGUCGCCUGGGCUGCUGGUGAGCCUCUCUCCAUUGAAGACAUUGAGGUCCUGCCUCCCCGCGCUCAUGAGGUGCGUAUUCAGAUUCACCACACUGGUGUCUGCCACACAGAUGCCUACACUCUCUCCGGAAAGGACCCUGAGGGUGCUUUCCCGGUUGUUCUGGGUCACGAGGGUGCCGGUAUUGUCGAGUCCGUUGGUGAGGGUGUGACCUCCGUCAAGCCUGGCGACUACGUUAUCGCGCUUUACACCCCCGAGUGCGGUGAGUGCAAGUUCUGCAAGUCUGGCAAGACCAACCUGUGUGGUAAGAUCCGUGCCACCCAGGGUAAAGGUGUCAUGCCUGAUGGCACUUCCCGUUUCAAGGCUCGCGGUAAGGACCUGCUGCACUUCAUGGGUACCUCCACUUUCUCCCAGUACACUGUCGUUGCCGAUAUCUCCGUCGUGGCCGUCACUCCUAAGAUCUCCACCGACCGAUCCUGCCUGCUCGGCUGUGGUAUCACCACUGGUUACGGUGCCGCUGUUGUCACCGCUAAGGUUGAGGAAGGUUCUAACGUCGCUGUCUUCGGUGCUGGCUGUGUCGGUCUGUCCGUUAUGCAGGGUGCUGUCAAGAACAAGGCUGGCAAGAUCAUUGCUGUUGAUGUCAACGAUGGCAAGGAGGCUUGGGCUCGCAAGUUCGGUGCUACCGACUUCGUUAACCCUACCAAGCUGUCUGGCAAGACCAUUCAGGAGCACCUGAUCGAGAUGACUGACGGCGGUUGCGACUACACCUUCGAUUGCACUGGUAACGUUGGUGUCAUGCGCGCUGCUCUCGAGGCCUGUCACAAGGGUUGGGGUGAGAGCAUUGUUAUUGGUGUUGCUGCUGCUGGUCAAGAGAUCUCCACUCGUCCAUUCCAAUUGGUCACCGGUCGUGUCUGGAAGGGAUGUGCUUUCGGUGGUAUCAAGGGCCGCACUCAGCUCCCUGGUCUGGUUGACGACUACCUGAACGGUGAAUUGAAGGUCGAUGAGUUCAUCACCCACCGUGAGCCUCUGUCCAACAUCAACACUGCCUUUGAGCAGAUGAAGCAGGGUGACUGUGUCCGUUGUGUCGUGGAUAUGAAAUAG